UGAUGUAGAGUAAAACUCAAUUGGCGGGUGAACGUCGCAAUAGCUGCUAACAAACUAAUGGCCACGAAGGCAGAACAAAGCCCUUAUCAGCUGAGCAUGGACAAUUAAAUUAACUCGCUUUUAUGACGUACAGCAUUGCUGGUGUUGAUUUUGAAGCGAUAAGAUAUCCGCGCCUUAUCGGAAGAACCGAUAUGCGCCUCGACCGAUAGUUACGCGGCGCAAGCAACCCUGCACUCGGCGAUUUCACCACAAGAUGGCGGAUGGCAGCUGUCAAAGCGAACACACCACACACACAUAGACACUCGGCACAAACGUUUGUGCAAAGAAAAACGCAGAAAGAUUUUAGCGGCGUCGGAAAAAUUAGUGAAAAAUCAAUUGUAACUUGCUGAAAACCAGUAUAAAACCUAGCAACCAUGUCAAUUGGAGUACCCAUUAAAGUGCUGCACGAGGCCGAAGGCCACAUAAUCACUUGCGAGACUAUUACCGGCGAGGUUUACCGGGGCAAACUCAUCGAGGCGGAGGACAAUAUGAACUGCCAGAUGACCCAGAUCACGGUCACCUACCGGGAUGGACGCACCGCCAACCUGGAGAACGUCUAUAUCCGUGGCUCCAAGAUCCGUUUCCUCAUACUGCCCGACAUGCUAAAAAAUGCCCCGAUGUUCAAGAAGCAGACGGGCAAGGGAUUGGGCGGGACGGCGGGAAGGGGCAAGGCAGCCAUUCUGCGCGCACAGGCUCGUGGCAGAGGAAGAGGCGGGCCGCCGGGCGGAGGAAGGGGCAGUGGCGGACCGCCAGGAGCUCCGGGCGGCAGCGGCGGACGAGGAGCCUGGCAAGGAGGGCCCACCGGUGGACGGGGACGCGGCGGCCUGUAGGAACCGACUCCUCAAGAACGCAUUUCUAAUCUCUAAGUUGCGGGCACUAUAUUAUUAGCGGGCGGGUUGAACUUCUCCAGAUUUUUUGUAAAGUAUUUAUCAGGCAUAAGAGCCAAAAAUACAAACGAAACUUGAAUUUGAAAA
Drosophila rhopaloa is the source of this 1013-nucleotide messenger RNA. RefSeq names its product small nuclear ribonucleoprotein Sm D3 (gene SmD3). Gene Ontology annotation, cellular component: U4 snRNP; U1 snRNP; SMN-Sm protein complex. Bases 414 to 869 code for a protein of 151 amino acids. The transcript is spliced from 2 exons. NCBI's taxonomy places the organism in Eukaryota, Metazoa, Arthropoda, Insecta, Diptera, Drosophilidae. Gene Ontology annotation, molecular function: RNA binding. The record is from RefSeq and is a predicted model, not a curated record. Gene Ontology annotation, biological process: spliceosomal snRNP assembly; RNA processing.